GGAAGCCCCUCCUCCCGGGCGGAGACGGCUCCCAGGAGUGCCCGGAGGCCGCCGCCGCCGCCUGGCAGAAUUUCUGUCGCUGCCGAGGCGCGGAGUAUGGGGCUCUGAUGGCCAUGGACGGCUACAGGGGCUUUCUGGGGCUGCUGGUGUCGGCGCUGCUCGUCGGCUUCCUGUCCGUGCUCUUCACCCUCAUCUGGGUCCUCCACUACCGGGAGGGACUCGGCUGGGAUGGGACCGCGCUCGAGUUUAACUGGCACCCGGUGCUCGUGGUCACUGGCUUCGUCUUCAUCCAGGGCAUCGCCAUCAUCGUAUACAGACUGCCAUGGACCUGGAAAUGCAGCAAGCUCCUGAUGAAAUCCAUCCAUGCAGGUUUACACGCUGUUGCUGCCAUUCUUGCAAUUAUCUCUCUGGUGGCUGUUUUUGAUUUCCACAAUGCCAAGAAUAUCCCCAACAUGUACAGUCUACACAGCUGGGUCGGACUGACGGUCGUCAUACUCUACAUCUUACAGCUUCUCCUAGGUGUUUCCAUCUUUCUGCUUCCUUGGGCUCCACUUUCUCUCCGAGCACUUGUCAUGCCCAUACAUGUUUACUCCGGACUGCUCAUCUUUGGAACAGUGAUCGCAACGGUACUUAUGGGAGUGACUGAGAAAUUGUUCUUUGCCCUGAAUAGUUCUGGGUACAGUACAUCUCCACCAGAAGGUGUUUUCACAAAUACCCUGGGCCUUCUGAUUGUGGUAUUUGGGGCCCUCAUUUUUUGGAUAGUCACCAGACCACAAUGGCAGCGUCCUAAGGAACCAAAUUCGAUCUUUCUUCAGCCAAAUGGAGGUGCUCAAGAGGGAGUGGAAGGCUCAGCAAUAAACUUUAGCAACGUGGACAAAUCAGAUUCAGAAUUAAACAAUGAAGCGGCAGCAAGGAAAAGAAACUUCAUCGUUGACGAGGCUGGUCAGAGAUCCACCAUGUAAAGGGUUGUAGAGAUGUGGCCAUAUCACUUCACUUUUACAAACUAGCUCUACAGUUUAUCGCUUCUUCUCUCUAGCCCCAAGGUGAUUGGGCCACAGAGUCAAUAUUUAUUUUAAUCAUAAAGUAGGAUUCCUUGGAAGAGUUUGUAUUGAUUGAGGCCUAUGAACUUACCUGAAUUGGAAAGGAGAUGAUCGUGUAAAUAAUAGCAGAUAUAAAUUGUGGUUAUGUUACCUCUUUCUUGUUGAGGACCAAAACAUUUAGCACAGUGCCUUGCAUAAAACGGUCGAUCAAAAUGGGUCUCUCAAAAACAAACAAACAAACAAAAAAUAAAAAUGUGUCCCUCGGUUGGUAAAUUUCAUCAGCUGGUGGCAUCUCUGGCCUCUUGUCAUUUCCUGUUAAUUCUGGGAGUCCAGUUCUAACACUUUAGAAUUAGAUCUGGGGCAGGGUUUAUGCUACACAGAUAAUGUGAGCAGAGUACAGAAAAAAAUUUAGGAAACUAACUGGUUCCCUUUUCUCAGCGCUCUCUCCCCAACUAGUUUGAGCUCAGACUGGCCCUAGAGACCAGGGUUAUAUUAGAGCAUUUUGAGGCAAUGACUGAACCAAAUGUAGCUAAAGAGGUCUUCUCUCGUCAGACCUAGAAGUUUUUCUAAAAUUCCACUUCAUCCCAAAGCUCUCCCUGGGGUUUGGCGUAUUUUAUAACCCCAGAUUCCAAACCAAAUUAGAACGGAAUAUCCCUGAAAGCUUACGUAGCAUAAACUGCUCUACAAACCUCAAAGAGCAUUUUUUCCCCACUUUCCUUUUUCAUUUUAGAAAGUACUUACGUGGCACAUACUAUCUGCCAGACACUAUUCUAAGCACUUUAUAAAUAUUGACUUGUUCAAUCCUUAAACUUUUCUCGGUAGGUACUAUUAUUAUCUCCAUUUUACAGAUGGGAGAUCUGAAGCUCAGAAUGGCUAGUGACUUGCCCCAAGGUCACACAGCUCAUCAAUGGUAGAACUGAGAUUCGUCACUUGGCCAUCUGACUCCUUCGUCCGUGACCCUAACCACUUCUCUAUGCUGUAUCUUCUAUUAUAUACUAGUUUGUACACUGCUGGAGUGCAGUGGACUUGUUAAAGUUUAACUUCUGGCUCUCUUGUCCAAGGCAGAUUCCUCAAAUAACCAAGGAAAGAGGCCCACCCAUACCUGGAAAUAGAUCAUGGCACCCUGAUGCAGCCAACAAGCCAUGGCCUACCUCAAUGCCUCUUUGAUCUUAAAAUUGUGUCUUGGUCACAAAGAAAGAUUUGGGCAAGAAUAUAUGUAACUUUCAAGAUGAAUCAAUUACAAGUUUUUUUCUUCAGGACCUUAGCUGCUGUAUAGCUUUGGGUUUGGGGAUAGGAGAGACUCACCUCGUGGUCUGCCCUUCCUGGUGGCAAGAGCUAAGGUCCUUCCUGAUUUUGGUGGAAUUUUAGGUGAUAUCUAGAGCUUUGAGUUCUUGGUAGUGAGUUGAGAGACUCAGAGGUGACAUCUUUCAUGCAUGGAGAUCUCUGUCUUGACUCUAGCUGACUUGAAUUAAGACCUAGAGUAGUGCCUUUGCUGAAAGGAUGCUUUUCAUUUUGGGAUUGAUUUUUGGUUUCCCUGCAGUUUUAAAGUGGGGCAUUUUGAUGUGGGUGGAAACCCUACAGUUUAUACCAAAUACACUUUUUUUUUUUUUUUAAGUAGGCUCCCUGCCCAUUUCGUGGAGCCCAGUGUGGGGCUUGAACUCACAACCCUGAGAUCAAGACCUGAGCUGAGAUCAAGGGUCAGACACUUAACCAACUGAGCCACGCAGACACCCCUGCACCAAACACACUUAACUUUUUUGGUGCUUCAUAAAGUUCCUUUUAAUUUAAGUGGUAAUUACCUCCAUAGACUGAAUAUGAGCUUCUCUCCAUCAUGUUCCUUAAGCUUCAUGCCUAACCAUUCAAGAUUCCCUUGCCAAAACACUGUUUUCUUCUUAUUUAAUUCUCCUUCCAAAAUUGGUAAUGGUGUCUUAAGUAUCCCCAGUACCCAGCCUAAUGCCUGGCCCGCUGUGAGCACAGUCAAAUUCAAUAUGGACAGAGCACGCUACAAAUUUUGGUGUUACGUGGAAGAGUAAUUGCGUUGUCACACACAAACAUAUUUUCGAUAAAUGGAUGUUUCAUUACAAGGAGGUGCCCCAAAUUCCAGGAGUGUUUUGGGGGAAGGCGAUAGUCCCAAUGACCGAAGCUGCUGUUCCAUUUUAUGUAGGCCAAGGAAGAGGUUACUGGUGAAAAGUUAACUAUGGAUUUGGCAUGAGAAUAUUCUAUUCCAUUGCAAAGUCUUUGAGCACACAUCAUCUCAGCCCUUUAUUUUCUCUCUCAUGGGCUAAUGCGAGGGCAAUCUUACAGAUAUUAUAAGAACUUCUUUCUUUCUCAACCUUUAUGAAAACAAUGCAUAGUAAAAUAUAUCUAGAAAACCUUUCUGAGACUCUUCUUUUAACGGGAUUUUUAUUCUAAUGGUAAUUGUACCUUUAUCUUUCAAAAGCUGGUAUUUCCUACCUAAAGCCAUCUCUCCCCAAAAUAUCUCAUUAAAGAGUCCACAAAAAGAAAAGGGGAGAAGAAAGCCUUAGGUAUCAUUUCCAAAACAGUGAUUGAAAUCUUCCCAAAUAAUUAUAGCUUAUAUCAUCUGCAGAGAUAGUCUGGCUUGGCUUACCCCAUAAUCUAAUUUCAGAAAGAAAAAAAAAAAAAGCUUUUAUUUUAGCACUCAUCUAAAUCAACACUAAAGCCUUUUCUCUGGGUGGGUUUUAUUGAGAAACUCAAAUGAAUAUACUUGUUGAAUUAAUGUUCUCAGAUGCAUACAGCUUUCUGUGCUUCUUGUGUCAGACUGAUUUCACCCUCCAGAAUACUUUCCUUUCCAUUCCUUGUGUGGUUUCAUUUAAGCCGUGCUGGUUAGAAACAGCAUCUCAGACCUUACAAUCAAAUGACAAAGAAGCAAUUGCACUUUUUAAGGGAUACUGACAAGUGGCUCCUAUUUUCUAAAGAACAAAAGAAAGAGAAUGUCUUGUUUUUAAUUAGGCUCUUUUCCCCGCUGAGUUGAAAAUUGCAGUGCAAUACCGAUUGACCACAACGCCAGAUCUAAAACCUCAGAGAAAGAAGUAAAGUGUUAUGCUAAUUUUAUUGCAAUAUGAUAGAAUUUUUAUCCUGUUACGUCCUUCUUGUGAUAACUCUGACAGAAAACUGUUAACUGCUAUGUCUUAGAGGUGCACAUAGGAAAGUAUAGAAAAAAAGAAAACUAUUAUUCUUUAUCCCUUAGAAGAUGCCUGAACAUUUUCAAGUGGAAAAGAUUACUAUGUUUAAAUUUGCCUUCUUAUGGGAAAAUAUUAAAUAGCCUGAAUAUUUUAUAAUUUUGUAGAAAAAAGAUGCAUCUAUUUUUUCUUGACUUGUUUUUAUAUAGUAAUAAAUGUUAUUUUGGAAGCGA
This is a messenger RNA of Neofelis nebulosa (Clouded leopard), 4413 nucleotides long. Its product is annotated as plasma membrane ascorbate-dependent reductase CYBRD1. Gene Ontology annotation, molecular function: oxidoreductase activity. Lineage: Eukaryota; Metazoa; Chordata; Mammalia; Carnivora; Felidae. Bases 108 to 962 code for a protein of 284 amino acids. Gene Ontology annotation, cellular component: lysosomal membrane. The record is from RefSeq and is a predicted model, not a curated record. The transcript has 4 exons.